This is a messenger RNA of Phyllopteryx taeniolatus (common seadragon), 3506 nucleotides long. RefSeq names its product inverted formin-2-like. The transcript has 18 exons. The record is from RefSeq and is a predicted model, not a curated record. Lineage: Eukaryota; Metazoa; Chordata; Actinopteri; Syngnathiformes; Syngnathidae. The coding region runs from base 228 to 3149 and encodes 973 amino acids. Gene Ontology annotation, molecular function: actin binding.
UUCCCGCUAUACCUCCGAAACUACCAUACCACUGUGUUUUACCUCUGCAGAUGUACAUGGUUUAAAAAAAAUAAAAAAUAAAAAAAAAAUAAAAAAAAGAGAGGUGAGUGAUGUGACAUUCUAUAUUUUGUUGUUCUGCAGGGCUUCAAGUUCUUGACAUUCUACCAAAAUUAAGAGAACAGGAGGAUGAAGACUUGAUUAUUCAAUGUGAAGCUUUUGAAGAGGCAAUGGCUGAAGAUGAGGAGGAGCUCUUGCGAGUGUAUGGUGGGAUCGACAUGAGUAAUCACCUGGAGGUCUUCACAACUCUCUUUAACAAGCUGAGCAGCUCUCCAGCUUCUCUCCAGCUGCUGUCCAUCCUGCAGACACUGCUCCUGCUGGGGCCAAGCCGCUCUGAUAUCUGGUUGGCUCUGGAGGCCAUCACUAAUAGAGCCAUACUGUUGGCAGAGGACUCUCAGAUAGGGUCAUUUGAGAAGAUCAUGGAGCGUCUGAUGUUCUCCAAGGGCAAGUACUCUGAGGGUGAUCAAGAAGUGGAUGGCCAGCCUGUCAGAGUGGACAAGGCUUCACAGACUGGUCAGCAAGACCAAAACCAGCUGGACAAAUGCUCAGCAUCAUCUCAGGAGCCACUCUUUGCUUCGCCGCCGCCGCCGCCACCACCGCCACCGCCGCCACCGCCACUUCCUCCAAAUAUGACAGGAGGUUCUCUUCAGUGCCCACCUCCACCUCCUCCACUCCCUGGUGGAUUUGCUGGACCUCCACCACCCCCUCCUUUACCUGGAAUGAUGCUACCACCACUACCUUGCGGUCCUGGUAUGGCUCCCCCACCGCCUCCCCCUCUCCCAGGUAUGAGCAACGGACCACCGCCACCACCUGCCUUACCUGGCAUGCCACCACCUCCCCCUUCAGACAUUAUAGUGGCUCAGAGCAGCUAUGUUCUCGGAUGCAGCAUACCUGCAAGAUGUCCCACUCUGAGGAUGAAGAAGCUCAACUGGCAGAAACUCAGAUCUGUUACAGAUGGUCACUCCAUGUGGGCUUCGGUUCAGAAAGAGCCUUCCCCUCACAAGCCGGACUAUAGCAGUAUCGAGCAGCUGUUCAGUCUCCCGGUGACUGAGCGCAAAGACAAGGGGGCAGCUGCUCCUGUCAAGAAGGAGCCUAAAGAGAUUUCUUUCAUUGAUCCAAAGAAAAACCUGAAUCUAAACAUAUUCCUGAAGCAGUUCAAAUGCUCAAAUGAGGACUUUGUGGUGAUGAUUCAGAAAGGUGACAGAACCAGGUUUGAUGUGGAGGUGCUAAAACAGCUCCUGAAGCUCCUGCCAGAGAAGCAUGAGAUUGAAAACUUGAAGUCUUUCCAAGGGGAAAAGGAAAAAUUGGCAAAUGUUGAUCGUUUCUUCACAUCGCUCCUCACUGUCCAAUGUUAUCAGCUGAGGAUUGAGUGCAUGUUGUUGUGUGAGGAGACUGCAUCAGUGUUGGACAUGCUCCAACCUAAAGUCAAGCUGCUUGAUGAGGCCUGUCAUGCUCUCAGGACAAGCACGCUUAUUCCCUCUUUCUGUAGGCUCAUCCUCGACGUGGGCAAUUUUCUCAACUACGGAAGCCACACAGGAAAUGCCGAGGGAUUCAAGAUCAGCUCGCUUCUCAAGCUUACAGAAACUAAAGCCAACAAGAGCCGCAUUACGCUGCUUCAUCACAUCUUAGAGGAAGCAGAAGAAAACCAUCCAGAGCUAUUGGCAUUGCCAGAGGACAUUGAAACCUGCCAAAAGGCUGCAGGAGUGAAUCUGGAUUCUGUCCAGUCCGAAGCCAACACCUUACUUAAACGACUGAAUGAAGCGACCAAGAAAGUCUCCAACUCUGUGGAAGAUGUGAAGGAGCAAUAUGCAAAAGUUCUUGAGGAAAAUCUGGAGGCGUGUCGUACUUUGAGUGAAAGAUUUGUGGAUAUUGACAAGAAAAGGAGUGAACUAGCUGUCUACUUGUGUGAAGAUGCCAGUAAGCUGUCGCUCGAAGAGCUUUUUGGAACAAUCAAGACUUUCCGGGAACUUUUCAUCAAGGCACUGAAGGACAAUAAGACCAGGAAAGAGCAGGCAGCCAAAGCUGAGAAGAGAAAGAAGCAGCUGGCAGAGGAAGAGUCCAAGAGACAGAAGGGAGAGAAUGGAAAAAUAAUCAAGAAAGGCUUUGUGCCACAGGACGACGGCUGCAUAAUUGACCACCUGCUUGCGGACAUCAGGAAGGGUUUCACCCUAAGAAAGACCAGGCCAAGGUGCGAUUCGGAAAGCCUCCCUCAUAGUGAAAUGAGUAGGGAUACCUGCCCACCUGGGUCAACUGUGAAGCCUGCAGGCGAAAACGUCGCAGAAGUAGCGUGCACCGUUUCUACUCCUAUUACACUUCCAACAGAGGCUCACCAAGUUGGCACAGGCGAGGUCAACGGCUUCAUCAGCUCACCAAACGAGGCUCCUUCGACGCAUCAGGCUGUGAUGCAAGUGGCUACCUCACCCCAACCAACUCCAGGGGAAGCCGCCUCGAUUGCACCGGUACCCCCGGAAAGGCCGACAUUGCUACAGGAGGAGCAGAGCUCAGCCAUGGCUACAGUUCCCCAAACUAACCUUCAGGUGGAACCCAAGCCAUGUCUCCUCACAGAUGGUUUCUCUGUAGAUUCAACCGAAACCAGUGUACUCAGCCCAUGCUCCCUGUCAGACACCGACCUGAUCGACGCUGUGUUAGAGGAAACUUCCAGCUUGGUACCUGAGAAGUUAACACCUGAGGAGCCAGCAGACAUUAGUGUGAAUGUUGAACUCGCAGGAAACACUGCUGCUAGAGAAAGGAAUCCAAAGAUGGAUGAGGACAGUCAAACUAGUAAUAAGAGUUGUUUAAAAGAGGCUGAAGGACAAGAGGAAGGUCUAGAUUUGCACGCUGCUAAACCACCUGGGCAGAACGUGGUCGUGAGCUGUGUGCAUGCAGACCCCAAAAGCAACAAGACCCAUACUGAGAGCAUCUUGGGGUGUGAUGUCCAAGAUGGAGUUGAAUUUGAAGAUACUUCAUCACUAAACCCCGAACCAAAGAAACAGCCAAGCUUCUUUAAACGCAACAAAAAGAAGAAUCCAGGCGAUUCCAAAAAAAGGAGAUCAAGAGGAAAAAGGAAAAAGUUGACGUCACAGCAGCUGUAAACUGGCAGGACUCCAGUGUACAAUAUAUUUUAGGAGAUUGCAGAAGAUUGUUUUCUAGACCAAGAAGCGUUUAUAAUCUCGAUCAUCCGAGGCUGGGACUAUGACAACAUUUUGAGUGUAAACAUGUCACCAUGUAAAUGAAUUGUUUUUGAUUGUAACAGAAAAGAGUUGGAAAAUGUGCUUUAUAUGUUUUGUAUCGUAAAAGUGGUAUGUGUUUGCUUUCACCAAUUUAAGACGCUAAUAUAAAAAGAUGGGAGAAAUAUUUAAACAUUUUCUGAUGUAUAAUAACCACUAUCUUAAUGACGGCAUAUAAUGUAACUUAAUGAUUAAUCUUUUAAUAAAAGUAAAUUGACAAUU